Molecule: messenger RNA, 3999 nt
Organism: Dermacentor albipictus
Lineage: Eukaryota; Metazoa; Arthropoda; Arachnida; Ixodida; Ixodidae
Product: deoxynucleotidyltransferase terminal-interacting protein 1
Cellular component (GO): nucleus
Molecular function (GO): DNA binding; nucleosome binding
Source: RefSeq, a predicted model, not a curated record
CAGUACAACUAAAUACUCAAGAUAAAAAAUUAAAAUUGUGUUAUAAAGUGAAAAUAAAAAUAUUCUUUAUCGCUAGCUGUCGUCUUCUUCUUUUCGGCGAGUUGCUUUGCAAGUCAAUCCAAGUCACUAAGGUAAUGCCGUAUUACGACUUGCAAGCUUACAAGUAUGAUACUGCUGGUGUGAUCAUAGAAUAAGUAUGAUGCCAGGCGUUUCGAGCGCUUCAAGCAAUCUGCCUGGUAUUACGUGGCCCCGUAAUAAUUCUGAAUUAUUCCUAUCGUCUACAAUGGCUUCUAUAAUACCAGAAAUACGUAUCUAUUCUCCCUCUGACAAAGGCGAUGACACUUCUGAUUCUGACCGUAGCAGAAUAACUGGGCAUGCAAGUGAUCGUAAGAGUGCUAUGCUGUUCCGUGGUUCUCGCGAAGUGUUUUCAGGAGACAGUUCAAACAUGGUGCCCUGGCUAAAUACAUUCAACAUGCGACCGUAUAAUCUGUCAUGCUUGCCGUCUACCAUGACCUAUCGUCCGUCCUGUCGGUCGCAGUCUGUGGCCAUCAGUCGUGCAAAGCUUGGAUGCAUCACAAGUUCUGCGAAAUCGCUUGACGUACUACGGCAGAAUUUGCAGAGGAGCAUUAACCGCGAAAUAGACGAAAUAUUACAGCGGUAUUUGGAAAAAUUCUUCAAGCCUGGUCUGGAGAACGUGCGCAUCAACAACGGCGAGCACUCCAUAUCGGAGCAGCACAUACAAGCCGUGUGCCGACAGAUCUUAGAAGAAGCCAAGAAAAUGUACCACGGCAGUUACACAAGAGGCAACAGCCCAACUUCAGACUACAACAUUGACUCUGGCCGCAACAGUCCAUCAGACCUAAAAUUAGGCCGGUUUUUGGGCAAGCAUGCGGUGACGGGUCGCAAGCGACGCGACAACUCGGACUCCGACUCCGAAGCGAGCUUGCAACUGGUGAAAAAGAAGAAAGGGCGGCCACCGCUGCACCAGAGCGGAGUACUGUCGGGUCGGUCGACGCCGUGCAAGCUGAAGGCUGAUGCGGUGAAGCGGGAAGGGCCCAAGUGGGAUCCGGCGCGACUUCAGCCGAGCUCACAGUUUAUCAUGGGUGCCAAGGCGAACAAGGCGCUGGGUCUGGGUGCCACGCGCGGUCGUCUCUACAUUAAGCACCCGGAGGUGUUCAAGUAUUCCGGCGACCAGGAGGACAAGCAGUGGCUGUACGAGCACAACCAGAUGCCGGCCACGGGCGGCAAGGCCUACAUGCUGCUCGUCGAGGACAUCCGCGAGUUGGCCGAGACUGACGAAUACCGCGGUAGCCCGGGACUCAUGCUGGACGAAAUCGUGGGCUUCUCUGUGCCCGAGAGCAUGCUGGCCAAGAUGCAGGCCGCCAUGCUCGCCAUGCGGACCGACCUGCCGGCCGGGACACGCCGCCGCGGGGCACGGCCCAGCGGCGACCCACGGCAUGACGACGGCUCGGCUUCGCCCGCCGAAGAGCCUCUGGCCGCGUCGCCGUUCGGUCAGGGCUUCGAAGACGUCUCGCCGGCUGCCUCGGACGUGAGCGCCACGUUGGAGCCGCCCCUGACUGCGCCCUUCGAGCUGGUCCUGAGCCCCUGAGUGUCGCGCACGACUGCUGCUGUGAUUGCUUCUGCAGCGAAUGUCUGCUGGGCUGCAUAGAAGCAGUGUGUACGGUGGUCUAGAAAAUUUCUCGUUGUAAAACGCUAGCCAAUGGGCCUGUCGUGCACCUGGAAGCAUAUGACUGUAGUGAAUGGUCAGGUAGCAGAUGUGGAGCUUUUGCACACCUCAUGUGUUAAGCAGAAUUGUUGAGUAAUAGCAACACUUAUAUCAACACUUCAGUGAGAUGCAGUUUGCUUACACACUCGCUUGUUGCAUUUUAAGCUGUGGAGCACCAGUGAAAUCCUAAUACCACUGAUGAUUAGAAAAGCUAUCUGUGUUUUCAUAGUCAUAUUUUUGUAAAGCAGAAGUGUGAGUAAGUGGUAUGUUAUUCAGAUGUUGACUGUGAACAUCAGCACAGUUGUUUAGCCAAUCCGUACAUGCUCACUGUGGGAGCAGGAAACACAAACUUCACUGAGGGAAAUUGAAUGGCUCGAGAUCUCAAACAGGCAAGAUUGCACGCAAAGCGUGCACAGUUGGCACAUGGCACUUCACUGACAACUUGUCUGCGUUUUAUAAAAGGAAUCAGCAUCUCAGAUGUUGUAGGCUUCAUUGUGCAAAGUUCAUGGGAACUAUUUCUUGUUGAGCUAGAGUUACUUCCAGGAUUGUUUAUUUAAAAAAGAAAAAAACAACCUCAUGACCAUAUCCAUGGUAUUGUCCAUUUCAGCAUUGCACAACCCUCUGCUACUAUAGCCAUUCCCAUCUGCUAUUUUUACCAAAAGUACUUUUACUAGCACAGCAGAAGCUGUCUUCUGAUGCAAAAAUUCACUUCAAGUGUAAGAGCAACUUAUGGGCGCAUACUAUGUUGUCUUAAGCCGUAAUGGUAAGCUUAGCGUGGCAUGGAAUGCCACAUGCAAAAUUAUGUGCAUGCUGGUCACUGAAAAUUUUAUCCCAAAGUAUUGCAAGUUCUCUUCAGGUUCAGAAUGCCUGAAUGCAUUAAGUGUGGGUCGCCAAUAUAUUGCUGAAGCUUUGUGCAAGAACUUGUGGCUCUUAAGGUGUGGUGCCUGCAUUUGUCUGAAGAUGCACAUAUGAAUGAGUACAUGAUGCGUUAAAACUUUGGUGAGUGAAGACAUUAGGCGAUGAUAAAAGUUUCUAUGCAUAAUCACCAAAGAGAACAUCCGAGCAGAGAAAUUUUCUUGCAGUUUGUUCACACUCCUAUCACAUGCCUUGUAUCAGUCAUGAGUGGAGAACAUCUCCCUUCCGUGUGUCAUUAGUGACCUUUUGUUACAGAAGGGCACUUGACAUCUCACUUUGGAAAAAUUUUGGUAGCAAGCCAAUAAUGGACACUUGCUUAGAACAACUGAAACUUGCAGUUUGGUUUAAUUUAGUGACAUCUAUAUUACGUGAUUGCCAGAUUGCACUUUAGCUGGUGGCUGCUUUACUGUUUGGGAAAAAGGCCUCAGAAGAUCUUUUGCUAUAAUAUAUUAAAUGAUGCUUUCUACUAUCAAAUUGAGGUUUCUUAAUGAAGUAGUAGAAUGUCCUUAUGGUUCAUUUCUCAGCAUAUUCUGGAGUAACAGCACACAAGCUGAACUAAGUAAAAAUAUUGAUGCAUGCAUAUAGCAGUUAAGCAAAUAGCAAAUUUGCCUGGGUGGUGCAGGUAAUUUAAUGUAGUGUGUUGCAAAAAUGAAGUGCCAGAUUAUAUGUAAACAGACUCUUCAUGAAUUGCAUCUCCCAUUUCCCGAUUCCUGAAAGUACAACUAUCAUGUGAGAGUUAGGUUUACAUGAUGGUUGACAAACAGCAGGAGAUAGUCCUAACAGGAUUUCUUCAGUCCUCUUGUCAUUCAAAAUGUACUGGUGACAUUUUCUAUACCAGUCAAUACCACUUUGUGAUAGGGUGUGCUUUCUUUCUUGCUAUGUUUGUAGGUUUUGUAUCUGAAUGCAACAACAUGCAUAUCACACGCAUGCGAUUUAGUGUGCACGUGGCAUCUUUGCCGCAUGAGUGUGAUAUGAUCAUUGUCAGCCUAUUUUCAUGUCCACUGCAGGUUGGAGGCCUGUCCCAGUGAUCUCCAAUUAUCCCUGUUUUGUGCUAGCUGAUUCCAACGUGCACCUGCAAGAUUCUUAAUUUCAUCACCCCACAUGGUCUUAUGCCAUCCUCGACUGCGCUUCCCUUCUCCCGGCACCCAUUCUGUAAUUCUAAUGGUCCACCAGUUAUCUAACCUACACAUUACAUGGCCUGCCCAGCUCCAUUUUUUUUCUCUUAAUGCCAACCAGAAUAUUGGCUAUCUGUGUUUGCUGUCUGAUCUACACUGCUGUCUUUCCAUCUCUUAGAAUUAGGCCUAACAUUUUUUGCUCCGUUGCUUGCGCAUUCCUUAACUUGUUAUUAAGCUUCUUUG